AAGAAGAGCUGCAGCCUCUCAGCAUCAGCACCACUAGCAGAGACAUCUCCCUCCUCUCAUCUGCUCUGCUGCUCUCCCCUCCGUCCACUGCGGAACAUCGGCCUGUUUUGCUCCCAUCGCUCCUCCAGUGGCAGACCCAGCUCGCCAUGGACAACUCCGGCAAAGAGAAGGAGGCCAUGCAGCUGAUGGCUGAAGCCGACAAGAAGGUCAAAGCGUCCGGAUCCUUCCUCGGGGGGAUGUUCGGAGGAAACCAUAAGGUGGAGGAUGCCUGUGAAAUGUACGCCAGAGCAGCCAACAUGUUCAAGAUGGCAAAGAACUGGAGUGCUGCAGGGAAUGCGUUCUGUCAGGCUGCUCGGCUCCACAUGCAGCUGCAGAACAAACUGGACUCAGCCACCAGCUUCGUCGAUGCCGGAAAUGCGUACAAGAAGGCCGACCCACAGGAGGCCAUCAACUGUCUAAAUCAGGCCAUCGAUAUUUACACCGACAUGGGUCGCUUCACUAUCGCAGCCAAACAUCACAUCACCAUUGCAGAGAUUUAUGAGUCUGAGCUGGUCGAUAUUGAGAAGGCCAUCGCGCACUAUGAGCAGGCAGCAGAUUACUACAAGGGAGAAGAAUCUAACAGCUCAGCCAACAAAUGUCUCCUGAAGGUGGGACACUACAGCGCUCAGCUGGAGCAGUACCAGAAAGCUAUUGAAAUCUAUGAACAGGUCGCCAUGAGCACAAUGGACAAUCCUCUGUUGAAGUACAACGCCAAAGAGUAUUUCUUCAAGGCUUCACUCUGUCACUUCAUAGUAGAUGAACUGAACGCUAAGUUGGCCAUUGAGAAGUAUGAGGAGAUGUUUCCAGCCUUUUCAGACUCCAGAGAGCUCAAACUGUUAAAGAAACUCCUAGAUGCCCACGAGGAGCAGAAUAGUGAGGCGUUCACGGAGGCCGUCAAGGAUUUCGACUCAGUGUCUCGUCUGGACCAGUGGUUGACCACAAUGCUGCUCCGCAUCAAAAAGACCAUCCAGGGAGACGCUGGGGACCUGAAGUAGAUAUAUUAUGAGACAAGGGGGGAGUAAAGGAGGGAGACAUGGGGAGAGAGGGCGUUAAAAAGAAUAUAUAGAUAUGGGUAGAGUGGGCUGGAUUAUGAGAAGAAGGAAGGGGGAGUGUGAGGAUGUGUUUUGGUGGAGAAAAAAGACAUAUGGGAGAUGAGGCAGGGAGGGUGGGACUGAGGGAGUUUACAGUUGUACAUAUCAGUCUGCAUGUGCCCCCCCACUAGCUAAGCAUCACCUUUAAACCACCUUUAGACCACCCUGUGCCCCUGCUCCCACAGUAUUGCUCUUGUAACACGAGACUGAAAUGUACUAAAAAAGAAAGAGUGGAAAUGAAAAGUGUGUGUGAGAAAGAGUGUGUGAGAGUGUGUGUCUGUGUGCUGAAGUGAGGUAAAUUAUACUGUUUGAUGGGAAAGUGUGCAGCUCAUCUCAGAUUUAAGGAUAUAUAUGACUGAAAAUGGAUGAUAAUGUUAUUUAUGAGAUUAUUAAUAUUUAUUGUCAAUACUGAAGAUAUAAUUUAUUGUUUAUUCUGGUGCUCAGUGUUACGAUUUGGCUUAAUAUUUUAGGUAUUAGCCCCUCUCCUUUUUAACUCUCCCUCACCUCCUCUCCUCAGCAGUUCUUCCUCCCCCUCCUCCUCUCCCCCCUCAUCCUCCCCUCACCCCUACACCCCCUGUCAAGUCAGUACUAUCACCCAUUGUGAUUGGUUAGUUCUUUGUGUUCUGGCCAAUGGUUGGUCGUUGCAGUCAACCUGCAGUGCUCAUUCCAGUCUCUGCCUUGUUUGUGCAUGUCUGUUGUCAUGUUGAUGUACGUGUUCUCUGUGUUGUGCUAAUGUGUGAAGAACAUACAUGUAGCCUGGUAUCAUUUGUGUGGAAUCAGUAAAUAUGUACCUCAGAUACCGAGUUGAAAUAAAACAUCAAUCAAUA
Molecule: messenger RNA, 1957 nt
Organism: Notolabrus celidotus (New Zealand spotty)
Lineage: Eukaryota; Metazoa; Chordata; Actinopteri; Labriformes; Labridae
Gene: napba
Product: N-ethylmaleimide-sensitive factor attachment protein, beta a
Exons: 10
Coding region: 147-1034 (295 amino acids)
Biological process (GO): SNARE complex disassembly; intracellular protein transport; regulation of synaptic vesicle priming
Cellular component (GO): synaptobrevin 2-SNAP-25-syntaxin-1a complex; terminal bouton; vacuolar membrane
Molecular function (GO): soluble NSF attachment protein activity; syntaxin binding
Source: RefSeq, a predicted model, not a curated record